Pungitius pungitius (ninespine stickleback) is the source of this 1797-nucleotide messenger RNA. It is a transcript of the gene fkbp7, whose product is annotated as FKBP prolyl isomerase 7. Gene Ontology annotation, molecular function: calcium ion binding; peptidyl-prolyl cis-trans isomerase activity. The transcript is spliced from 4 exons. NCBI's taxonomy places the organism in Eukaryota, Metazoa, Chordata, Actinopteri, Perciformes, Gasterosteidae. The coding region runs from base 438 to 1082 and encodes 214 amino acids. The record is from RefSeq and is a predicted model, not a curated record.
AUUAUAUAUUAAUAAGAUAAUUAUUAUUAUUAUUUCGUGGAAAAUAACAGUAGGCGUUUUAUACAGUCAACUAGUAGCUAUGUGUGAUAAAACUAAAUCCCAGACUGAAACCUCCCACGUGCUUUUCACACAUUCAUACAACGUUCCACGUGUGUGGAAUGGAAUUUGGUAACAGGGUUGUAUCUAUUGCUCUUAUUGUAGCCUGCGACCUCCUCUGGUCCAAUGAGCAAUAGCGGAAAAAGGCCGAGUGACGUAGGGGUAGCGAGAAGAAGUGCCUGACAGACCAUACGCAGGGCAAAGCGGAAAAAGGGCAAGUGACGUAGGGGUACAGGAAGAAGUGCCUGACAGACCAUACGCAGGGCGCAGAGGCCUCGCGGCGGGCAGCGGUGCGCGCUGACGUCACUCCCAGAGGUUGCCACGCAGACACAGACAGCAGCAUGAUGUGGAAGUUAGUAAGCUGCACGCUGUGCCUCUUUGUUUCUUUGUUUGUUUUGAAGACAACAGCUGAUCUGGACGCCGAGAUCAAGGUCGAGGUUCUGUUCCGACCCGACCAGUGCACCCCGAAGAGUAAAAGAGGGGAUAUGAUCAACGUCCACUACGAUGGCUUCCUCGCCAAAGAUGGUUCUCAGUUCUACUGCAGUCGAUCAGACAAAGACGGGCACGCUCAGUGGUAUGUGCUGGGCAUCGGACAGGUCAUCGCAGGCCUUGACCAGGGGAUGGUGGACAUGUGUCCUGGGGAGAAACGGAAAAUAACCGUUCCACCUGGCCUGGCCUUUGGCUCCGCUGGCAAAGAUCCUGUGCCGCCCAAUGCUACGGUGGUCUUUGAGGUGGAGCUUUACUCGAUUUCAAGAGGACCUCGCAGCGUGGAGGCUUUCAGAGAGAUGGACCUUGAUGGCGACAGAAGUCUCUCGAAGGCAGAGGUGAAAGCAUACUUGAAACUGGAUUAUGAAAAAUCUGGGCGGCCCCGUGACGAUCCGUUCUACGAGAAGCUCGUGGCUGAUGUGUUCCGCAAGAGUGACAGCGACUACGAUGGAGUGAUCAGUGCCAAAGAGUAUAACGUAUACCAACACGACGAGCUCUAGUCCAGCUGCUCAUUCCUGUUACAUGAUGGAUUUUGUUCAAUUACUCGGGUAGUUAAAAGGAAAGUGCACCACCAGAUGGCUAUAUGAAUUAAGCAUUUAAUUGCAUAACUUGUUCUUGUAAUGACAAAUAAACCACCUUGUGAUGUCGUUUUUCAACCCCAUCAGCUGGUUGUAAGGAGUCACUGAGACGUCUUUCCAAGCCUGCAAACUAGCCCUUUACUACAUUUCUUAUUUCAAAUGUUUUCUUGUGUUGUUUUUUUUGUCUCAUUUCCUGAUGAAAAUUGCAGCACACAAAUGAACCCCGUGUUGCACAGUGUUGUGGAGUGGAAACGGUAACGUGUCAAUACAAAGGCUUUUCACCAAGAUUGGAUUUAACUUGCAGCUGUAUCUGGUAUUGAGGACUUUGAUAGUGUUUCUCUGACCUGCAAUGACCCUGAAUACAUGACUCACUAAUGUGCACGACAUGCAAGUUCAUAUGUAGAUGUUUUCUCUGCAUAAGUUUACGUAUGUUUCCACGACAAAAUCAUUUCAAUUUGUCUUCAGAUCAAUUAGUGCAACGAUUCCUCUCCAGUGUGCUGAGUGGCAUUUACAUUAACUACUAACCCCUAGAAGGUGGUGUUUGCCUAAAUGAGAGCUGUUUGACAGUACUGCAUACAGCUGUAUAUCAUCAGACCUACUUUGUAAUAAAAGACAAUAAAUAUUAUCAUUUCUUUGA